AAAGAACUUUCUCAAAACAUUAUUUAGGUUUGAGUGUUUUUUCUGAAGUAUUUUCAAAUAAGUGGAUUUGGUUCUUAAUUUCCCCUCGAAAAGUAUGCUGAAAAUAUUCGCUUUGGCAAUAGUAGCAACGGCUCUUGCAGCCCCCCAGCCCGACUUAAAAGCCGCCGAAUCUUGCGACGCCUCCAAAUGCAAGCUACCCGACUGCAGAUGUGCAUCCACGAACCCUCCGGAAGGCCUCGACCUCGACCAAAUCCCUCAAUUCGUUUUGCUCACAUUUGACGACGCCGUCCAAAUUGCAAAUUACGACAUCUACACCGACCUUUUCUUUAACAAGACCAACCCCGAUGGGUGUCCCGUUCAAGCGACAUUCUUUUUGUCUCACGAGUACACGGAUUACACCAAAGUGCACGACUUGUACGUAAACAAACAGGAAAUUGCCCUGCAUUCCAUCACUCAUCAAGCCUUGACCGAUUAUUGGAAAAAUCUCACCCUCGAUGGACUCCAAGCCGAGUUUGGGGACGAAAAGACCCUCAUUACACACUUUGCGAAUAUCCCCGAGGAUGCCUUUAAAGGGAUGAGAAUCCCGUUUUUGCAACUGUCAGGAGAUAACAGCUUCGAAUUCGCCAAAUCGCUUGGCUUGACCUACGACUGCUCAUGGCCCACUCAGACCUUCCGGAAGCCCGGACUUUGGCCAUACACCCUAGACUACAGGUCGAACCAGGAUUGUCCCAUCGGUCCAUGCCCAGAAAGCUCGAUUCCGGGUGUGUGGGUGGUCCCCAUGAUCGACUGGACCGACAAGAGCAAUAACGUGUGCUCCAUGGUCGAUGCUUGUGUCGAUAUCCCCGAUGACGACGCCGACAAGCUUCUCCAAUGGUUCAUCGAUAAUUUCAAUGUCCAAUACCAAGGCAAUAAAGCGCCAUUUGGGUUCUACAUCCACGCUGCUUACUUCAACGUCAAUCCGGUUCGUCUCGAAGCAUAUAAAAAAUUCGUCGAUUAUCUGCAAACUCUGAAAGAUGUUUUCCUCGUGAGUCCUAGUAAGGCCAUUGAGUGGAUUAAAAACCCAGUUCCUAUUGGGUCGGGUGAUUGGCCUGCGUGUCCUGAUGUUGAGGAUUUGGGGUGCACGAAACAGACGUGUGAGUUGAUGAAGGAAGAUGAUCCAAAUCCGAGGUAUAUGACGUUCUGUGGAACGGAAUGUCCGGCUGUGUAUCCCUGGCUUGGAAAUCCAUUGGGUGAUCAAUAAAUAAAAAAUUUGUUUACAUUUAUCAAAAUAAAUUAAAUAAAAAUGUUACUCCUAUGUAA
This is a messenger RNA of Tribolium madens (black flour beetle), 1299 nucleotides long. It is a transcript of the gene Cda9, whose product is annotated as chitin deacetylase 7-like. Gene Ontology annotation, biological process: carbohydrate metabolic process. The transcript has 5 exons. The coding region runs from base 95 to 1240 and encodes 381 amino acids. NCBI's taxonomy places the organism in Eukaryota, Metazoa, Arthropoda, Insecta, Coleoptera, Tenebrionidae. The record is from RefSeq and is a predicted model, not a curated record.